UCCUUCAACAUACACAACUCCUCACAUUGUUAACCUCUCAAACAACACAUUACUCUUCUCUAUGGCUUGAUUACCUCAGCUGCUCUGUGUCGUAAAUUACAGUCAAAGUCUUUUCUGUUCAUUUUUCUAAUUUCCUCGUUAAAUUUUAUGUUGUGGGUAAAGAAACCCUUCAACAAAGGUUUCAUUGUUCGUUCAUAGGAGUUGGAAGGCGUGAAGAUGAUUGGAUUUGGAUCCAACGACUCAUUUGAAGUCAAAACCGUUACAUAUGACGGAUCAGAUGUACAAAAUGUUGUUAGGAGCAGCGGCAAAUUGAUUCCGUCUAUCGCCAUUUCUGGACAGCGAUCAAAGGAAAUCGACAACGCGGUUUUUGAAGAUAUUUGCAUGCAUUGCAACGAGACUGCAACGAAUUUAACACUAAAUUAUAUGGAACUGGAUGUCGAUCGCAUCACCGUAUUCAGUAAAUUAAGUAAGCUGACUCUCUACUAUUGUGACCUGAGUUACGAGUUUGUCAAAUUUGACCAAUGGUGUCCCAACCUAACCAAAUUGGAAAUCAAAAACAUUGAUUUUGGUAACGACGAAUGGUAUGAUGAUUGGCUGGCAUUGAUUGAAACUCACAAAUCAGUGACGUUACGAAGCUUAAGUUUGGAAGCUGGCAUCGACGAUGUAUUCGCAUACUUCAAACUCAUGGAAAACCAAUUUCCACGACUGCAAAGUCUCUUUUUGUACUUUGGCACAGAGACCAAUUUUACAGCAGGUCGAACACUGUUGUCUAGAUUUUCAGGUCGAAAUGAUAAGUUUCUUACCGAUGCAGAGAGAACCUACCGCCCGAUGUAUUUUAAUCAAUUGAAAAAGUUGAAAAUCUUCGCUUACGGACAGUGCGAAGAGAUUUUCAAUUUCCUGAAAAUAUCCAACAAAAAGCUCACCGAACUGGAAUUCUGUGGCAUGAUUGCUGACGACUUGGUGAUUCAAUCACUACUCAACUAUUCAAAGUUGAGCAAAUUACAGCUGGGUUGCUCGUACGUGGAAGAAGAAGCAUUGAAUCAACUGCCUGGUCAUUUACCGAAACUGAUGAGCCUGACGCUCGAUACAAAAUAUUUGUACUGGAACCCGGUGAGCAUCAUCAAAUUCAUGGAAGAUGCGCUGCGAUUACGUCGAUUGAUCGUGACAGUCGAUCGGAACAAUAACAAUUUUCGACUCGACGACGCAUUCAAAAAUCGAUUCCAAGCGCUUGUGGAUGGCGGUCGACGAUUCUUGCAGUUGAACAUCACAUUUUUUGAGUCAUCGCACUCGAUUAAAUUCUCUCGAAAGGCAUUGCUUGACAACAUAGAUGAACUGGAUUCGGAUGAUACGAAGGAUGAUGAUUGGUUGAUGUAGUUUUAUUUGUUAAGGGAGCAAAGGCAUCCUAACGUUGACUAUUUUAAAGAUUUUACGGAAUGUUCAAAAACGUU
Molecule: messenger RNA, 1448 nt
Organism: Bradysia coprophila
Lineage: Eukaryota; Metazoa; Arthropoda; Insecta; Diptera; Sciaridae
Source: RefSeq, a predicted model, not a curated record